GCAUUAAACCGUUCCCGCCGUGCGCUUUAGUUGUGGAUUACAGUUGCAGUUUGGUUAUAAUUCCCGCCACUUUCAUAACGAAUUUUAAUAGCAAUACUUGUUUAAUAUUAAAGAAAAUGUGAUAACAUUACAGCAUUUUCUAUCAUUUGAAUGUUUCGUUCAUUAUCAUUUAAGCUGGAAAGAUUUAUUAUAAUUUAAUGUCGAGUUGAUUCAUAGUCUACUUUAUAUAUAUAGAUAGAGUACUUACUUAGUACUUAGGUAGGCUGUGGUUGAUUUCAUACAACCGCGUGUUGUGUUACGCUGAACAAGUUUAAAACAACAUGGCAAACGUAUCUGUUGAUAAAGAGACAUUCUUUCGGCGUAUGAAGCGGCUUUAUAUGGCAUGGAAGGAUGGAGAAGUUGGUACAGAUGACAGUUUUAGUAAAAUGGAUUGUCUCGUCUCCGCUGUGGGCACGGAUGAAGAUAUUGUGUAUAGCAAAUCGACAGCGUUACAAACAUGGCUCCUGAGUUAUGAACUUACAGAUACUAUAAUGAUCUUAGCAGAAGAAUCUAUUGUUUUUUGGCUGCAAAAAAAAAUUGAAUUCUUAAGAAAACUUGAAAAUCAGAAAACGGAAGAAACUGGAGUACCUCCUGUGAAACUUCUUGUGAGAGAUAGAAAUGAUGAAGACAAAGCAAAUUUUGCCAAACUUAUUGAAAUUAUAAAACAAAGUAAGAAGGGUAAAACAUUGGGUGUUUUUUCUAAAGAAAAUUAUCCAGGUGCCUUUAUGGAUGCAUGGAGAGCUGCUUUAAAGUCAGAAUCUUUUGAUACGAUUGAUGUAAGUGCUGCAGCUGCAUAUGUAAUGUGUCCAAAAGAAGAUGCUGAAAUUCUUACUGUAAAAAAAGCAUGUUUAGUAUCUGUGGACGUUUUUACAAAAUAUCUUAAAGAUCAAAUUAUGGAAAUUAUAGAUUCUGAUAAGAAAGUUAAGCAUUCAAAGCUUGCAGAAGGUGUAGAUGCAGCUAUAACAAAUAAGAAGUAUGUGACUAGUGUUGAUGUUACCCAAGUAGAUAUGUGUUAUCCUGCAAUAAUACAAAGUGGUGGAAAUUAUUCUCUAAAGUUUAGUGUUGUUAGUGAUAAAAACACUUUGCAUUUUGGUGUUAUUGUCUGUUCUCUUGGAGCACGUUACAAAUCUUAUUGUUCAAAUAUAGUACGAACAUUAUUAGUAAAUCCUACUAAAACUAUUGAGGAUAAUUAUAAUUUUCUUUUGCAAUUAGAAGAGGAAAUUUUAAAGAAAUUAGUAGCAGGAGUGAAAAUAAGCGAGGUAUAUGAAACAGGCGUUAAAUAUGUAAAAGAUGAAAAACCAGAAAUGUUAGAUCAUUUAACAAAACAUUUUGGAUUUGCAAUGGGUAUUGAAUUCAGAGAAAGCUCUUUACUCAUUGGUCCAAAAAUUCAUGCAACAUUAAAGAAAGGCAUGGUAUUUAAUGUUAAUGUUGGAUUAGCAAACCUUAUUAAUUCAGAAGCUACUGAUAAAGAAGGAAAAAUUUAUGCUCUUUUCAUUGGUGAUACAGUUAUGAUUAAUGAGGGACAACCUGCUACAAAUUUGACACCAUCAAAGAAAAAAGUAAAAAAUAUUGGAAUAUUUGUUAAGGAUGAAGAAGAAGAAGAGGAAGAAGGAAGUGGAAAAGAAAAUGAACCUAAACCUGAGAUUCUUGGUCGUGGAAAAAGAACAGCUGUAAUAGAAUCUAAAUUAAGAACAGAACAUAGUUCUGAAGAAAAAAGAAAACAACAUCAAAAAGAACUGGCACAGCAAUUAAAUGAAGUUGCAAAAGCUCGAUUGGCACAACAGUCUGGUGGAAAAGAACAAGAAAAAAUACGAAAAUCAACAAUAUCAUAUAAAAGUUUAAGUCAUAUGCCACGAGAACCAGAAGUAAAAGAACUGAAAUUAUAUGUUGAUAAAAAAUAUGAAACUGUAAUUCUUCCUAUUUUUGGAAUUCCUGUACCUUUCCACAUAUCCACAAUUAAAAAUAUUUCACAGUCAGUAGAAGGAGAUUAUACAUAUCUCCGAAUAAAUUUUUUUCAUCCUGGUGCCACAAUGGGUCGGAAUGAAGGAGGAUCUUAUCCACAACCUGAUGCUACAUUUGUAAAAGAAGUAACAUAUCGAAGUACAAAUACCAAAGAACCUGGUGAAAUUUCAGCACCGUCUUCUAAUUUAAAUACAGCUUUUAGAUUAAUCAAAGAAGUUCAAAAAAAAUUUAAAAAUAGAGAAGCAGAAGAAAGAGAGAAGGAAGAUCUUGUAAAACAAGAUACUUUAAUACUAUCUCAAAAUAAGGGUAAUCCAAAACUAAAAGAUUUAUAUAUUCGACCAAAUAUUGUUUCAAAAAGAAUGACAGGAGGAUUAGAAGCGCAUGUGAAUGGAUUUCGCUACACUUCGGUUAGAGGCGAUAAAGUUGAUAUUCUUUACAAUAAUAUUAAGAAUGCUUUUUUCCAACCUUGUGAUGGCGAAAUGAUUAUAUUGCUUCAUUUUCAUUUAAAACACGCAAUCAUGUUUGGUAAAAAAAAACAUGUGGAUGUACAAUUUUAUACAGAAGUUGGUGAAAUUACUACAGAUUUAGGGAAACAUCAACACAUGCAUGAUCGUGACGAUCUUGCUGCAGAACAAUCAGAACGUGAACUUAGGCACAAAUUAAAAACUGCUUUUAAAAGUUUUUGUGAAAAAGUUGAAAGUAUGACAAAGCAAGAAAUUGAGUUUGAUACACCUUUUCGAGAAUUGGGAUUUCCUGGUGCACCAUUCAGGAGUACUGUUCUUUUGCAACCUACUAGUGGAUGUUUAGUAAAUCUUACAGAAUGGCCUCCGUUUGUUAUUACUUUGGAAGAUGUUGAACUUGUUCAUUUUGAAAGAGUACAAUUUCAUCUUAAGAACUUUGAUAUGAUUUUUGUUUUCAAAGAUUAUCAUAGAAAAGUUGCUAUGUUAAAUGCUAUUCCCAUGAACAUGCUGGAUCAUGUAAAGGAAUGGUUGAAUUCGUGUGAUAUCAGAUAUACAGAAGGUGUACAGUCUUUAAACUGGACAAAAAUUAUGAAAACUAUCACAGAUGAUCCAGUAGGAUUCUUUGAUAGUGGUGGUUGGAGUUUCUUAGAUCCAGAAAGUGAUGCAGAAAAUGAUGAAGUAGAAGAUGAAGAAGAAGAAGAAGAUGAUGCUUAUGAGCCAUCUGAUUUAGAUAGUGAGGAAGAAUCUGAUGAUGAUUCUGAAUAUUCUGAAGCUUCAGAAGACUCAGAUAGUGAAGAAGAGGAAUUAGGUAGUUCUGAAGAAUCUGGUAAAGACUGGUCUGAUUUGGAACGAGAAGCAGCUGAGGAAGAUAAAGAAAGAGGAGAAGAUCGGUUUCAUGACGAUUAUAAUUCAAGUAAAAAAAAGAAAGGAAGUCGAAAACAUUCACCUUCACCGUCGAAAGAUAGGCAUAAUUCGAAACACAAGAGUUCUUCAAGUUCAAAAAGUAAAAGUUCGUCCAGUAGUAAAGACAAAAAAUCAUCAUCGUCGGAUAAACAUAGAUCGGAUCGAUCACGGAGUGGAGGAUCACACAAGAAAGUGUCUCCUUCCAAAUCAUCCAAACACAGUCCCAAGAAGAGUGAUAAACACGAUAAACAUGAUAAACACAGAUCAUCUAAUCACUCUUCAUCUAGUAGUAAGAAACGAUCUCGUGAAGAAAGUGCAGAAAGAAACGAUAGGGGAUCGAAAAAAUCUAAAAAAUAAGAAAUAUUGUCUACGCAUUGAAGAAAAAAAACAUGAAAACACGAACACUAAAUAUUAAUUCUAUAUUAAAUUUUCUUAUAGUACGUUGAUUAUAUUUCAAAAAUAGUACAUUUUCUUGCAUUGAUUUAUUUAAACUGUUAGCAAACGAUCUGUUGAUAUUAUUUAAAAGUUUGAUAGUGUGCUACUAAGAUUCAAAUACUUGACAGUAUCUACUUGAUAGCGACAUAAUAUGUAUGAACUUGUACGGGUAAUUUAACAUAAAUUUAUGUAUGAACAUUUUUUAUCACUUGUACAUAAAACACUCUUUUUUAAGUAAAAAAAUAUCGAUGUUAAUUAUAUAAUAUAGCUACUAACAUAUAUCAUUUCAUUCCAUUAUUCGUUUGCUAGUAGUAUUCAAACGUAUAUAUAAUUAAUUUAUUAAGUUUAUAAAUUAAAAAUGCAUUAAAGCAUUAAAAGGCAUUCAUUGUACAGAUAGUAUAUAUAAAAACAAGAAAAAACUUUUCUUGUCUGUUAUGUCAUUGUUCUUUAUAAAAUGGACAUGAAAAUUAGUUCGUAAUUAUAAUAAACAAUAAGAAAAUUUACAAAUAUAAUUGUAAUAUGCUCUCAAUGCAAGACAAUGCACUAAUGAUAAUUACCGUACAUAAGACAUCCAGAACAUAGAUAUUAAUUUACUAAGCGAAGAAAGCUGAAAUGGAUCAAAAUCUUUGAUAAUUCUGUUCGCAUAGUUCUGAAAUUUGUACCUUAGUAAACAAAAUAAAUACUUUUUUAUGUGUACAAAAGAAA
Messenger RNA from Apis florea (little honeybee), 4505 nucleotides. RefSeq names its product SPT16 homolog, facilitates chromatin remodeling subunit dre4 (gene dre4). Gene Ontology annotation, biological process: transcription elongation by RNA polymerase II. The record is from RefSeq and is a predicted model, not a curated record. NCBI's taxonomy places the organism in Eukaryota, Metazoa, Arthropoda, Insecta, Hymenoptera, Apidae. Gene Ontology annotation, cellular component: FACT complex. Gene Ontology annotation, molecular function: nucleosome binding.